Molecule: messenger RNA, 798 nt
Organism: Anopheles merus
Lineage: Eukaryota; Metazoa; Arthropoda; Insecta; Diptera; Culicidae
Exons: 2
Coding region: 18-650 (210 amino acids)
Source: RefSeq, a predicted model, not a curated record
CAGAGCGUGCCGGCAAAAUGAAAUUGGUGCCGUUUUGGUACUUUACGAGCCUGCCUGUUUGUUUGUUCGUAUUAAACACCGUACACUGUAGCCAGCAACGGGUCCCUGUGUACUAUCCCAAUCGUAUCGUUUUCGCGAAUAAUUCAAAAUCGUUCACUGUACGAGUGACACGGUUCGUCUGUACGGAGACGCCAUACGAAGUGUCGGAACUGGUGCAGUGCAAAACAGUGCUGCGGCGAAAUAAACCAACCUUUUUCAACUUGACAGUCCAAGUGCCAAACGUGCUGAACCUGAUUUACUUCCAGGUGAAAACAUUCUAUCGGUUGAACGAUUACCAACCCUUUCCAAUCAGCAUAAUUACGGAAGUAUGUAGUUAUUUGCGUAACCCUUCGGACGACGUAUUUUCCCGCCAUCUUAUGUCUGUGUUUUUCGAAACUAUACCACAUUUACUGUACUACUGUCCACAUGGGAACACAACGUACCAUGCCGAAUACUGGCUUGAGGAUAAGUUCUUUCCCAAAUCUAUGCCUGCUGGCGACUAUCGGCAGGACGUUUGGUUUCGCGAUGAACAGAACAAGACAAUGUUAUCCUAUCAAGCUUUCUUUUCUGUUCGCCGAAAUGGUAUAUGGCGUUCAAUGCUCGAGUGGUAGUUAUGCUAUCAAACGAUUUUUUAAACAAUCGAUAAAUAAUUAAACACGAUUAAUUAGAUGUGACAGAUAAUAUAAUUUAGCGAUCAAAUCAGAUUCGAUCAAGAGUCAAGUAGUGAGUAUAAGUACAAUACUAAAUAAAGAUAUAACA